Rotaria sordida is the source of this 3438-nucleotide messenger RNA. NCBI's taxonomy places the organism in Eukaryota, Metazoa, Rotifera, Eurotatoria, Philodinida, Philodinidae. The record is from the annotation of a GenBank genome assembly.
AUGGCAACAACAUUACAACAUUCAUCUACAGAUGAAAAAUCAAUAUUAGAUAAAAUUAAUCAAUUAGCUCAUCAAGUUGAUCCACUAUCAACUAAAAUUCAACAAUUUGACACAACAAAUUUAUAUGAUGAGCUUUUACGAUGGAAAACUGAAACUUAUCAUAUUAUUGAUAAAGUUUAUGAACAAAAACGAAUUCAACUUCAAACAAUCAUAGAACAACAUAAAUCAAAACAAGAGAAAAUAAUAUCUGAUACAAAAGAUGCACUUCUUCAAUUACAAGUGAAAGGUGAUGCAACUCGUGAAGAACUUGAACAACUAGAACAAACAUUGCAUAAUGUUCAGAAGGCUAUCGAUAAAUUCAUUAUGAUUAAAACAAGACCUUUAGAUACCAAUAAUAGCAUAAUAAUAGAAUUAAAUGAUGAUUGUAAAUCACCUAAUUUAACUCAGUCACGACCAACACAGGAGUUUACCUUCAGUCAUUUGAACGAAGAGGACUUCAAGAGCGAUGGACUACGAACAUAUGCGAAAUAUCGCAAUCUUGGGAUCGCCAAAGCAACUAAUGGCAUGGCUAUGGCCCAUGUUCUGCGCUUUAUGCCACCGUUUCGUCCUGAGGUGGUAUCGAAGCUGCAUUAUCAUGAAGUCGAUUUUCAGAUGGUCUACGUGCUCAAAGGUUGGGUAAAGUCAAAAUUUGAAGGACAUGGAACAAUUACUAUGUUGACAGGCUCCUGCUGGAUCCAACCUCCAUGCAUUAAGCAUGCUGUUGUCGGUUAUUCCGAUGAUUGUGAGCUGCUCGAAAUAGUUCUGCCAGCAGACUUCAAAACAAUUACACUCGAGUAGCUGUAUAUUGACGAAACCUACUAUCCUCUGAUAUGAUUUUAAUAUUUAUAAAUUGAUCAUUUGUUAAUUUUUUUUUCUAUUGUAGUUUGUCUUUAUGAUUAAAUAAAUAGCUCUGUGAUCCAUUCACGCUCAUUAAAAAACUCACGAAACGACGUUUUUUGCGCAAAAUAGUCACUUUUGGAACGUGAAAACGUUGAAAAAUUUCAGUUUUUUGUGUUAAAACGGUCUUUUUUUCUGGAGUUCAGAAAUAACGCGUUUAAACGCUCCGUUCUUCAAUUUUUCAACGUUUUCACGUUCCAAAAACGACUAUUUUGCACAAAAAACGUCGUUUUGUGCGUUCUUUUAAUGAGCGUGAAUGGAUCACAGUCGCGGCUCCCGAUUGUGCGUUUAAACGUGUUUUUCAAAAUUUUUGUCUGCUUGGGGUGUGGGUGUGGGGGUCGUAGCUAGAACACUGAAACGUAUUUAACACUAGUUGCUGAGGCAUAUGAUGGGAUGGGAGGAAGGAAAAGUCGAAAGAGUGUGGAUAAAAUACAUUCACCCCCACACACCCUUGCAUCCUCUUCAGCCUGUAAUUUUUCAGUUUCUUGUUAGUAUAUGACGUCGUGACUUAGGUUAUUUUGAAACUUGUGAAUCUCUCAAAGGCCAAUAGAGAAGGUUGAUAUUAAGCUUGUUCUCAUUGUGAUUGACAGGUUCAGAUCAAAUUUCUACAACUCUAUCAUAUAACAUCAAUAACUACGUUUUUUGUCAUCCAAGUAGUGGAAGAUUCCAUUCUUUAUUUAAAAAAGAUUUUAUGCAUUUAUUUUUUUGUGGAAGUAAAAAGGAUUGAGUAUCUCAUCCUCUAUUUUUGAGAAGAAUUUUCAUAUGUGGUCAAAUAGACAAAUAUAUAGAUCUCUUAUAAAACAAAAGAUGAAAGAGACAGAGAAAGAAAAAUGUUACCCUUACUUUUUCUUUUUUCCCUCUUUAUACUCAGUAUUCAUAAAUGAGAAACAAGUAGCUCAUUUUGAAAACCAAAAAAUUUUCUAACUAUAAUAUGACAAGCAGAUACGUCGACGACGAAAGCAACAUGAAAUGGCUAAAUGAACGAUUCUUGGAUGCGGGCAACAAGCCAUACGAUUUCUUUUCUGUUAUUCAGAAUUAUGAAAAAGUCCCACUUGUUCCACUCGAAGAAGCUGCCAAACCUAUUUCUCAUCUCAUCGACAAUCUUUUAGCUGAUAUCUGGAUUGCUAAAGAAAAAUGUAAAAAUCCGAAGGAUGACCUAACACCAGAUGAAUCAGCCUCUAUCUAUCUCUACACAAUGGAGUCAGUUUAUGCUCUCCUUGACCAAACACCUCGUGGCAAACAUCGAAAAGAGCUCAUCCCAUGGUUCGGCUAUAUAAAGCUAGUCCUAACGGCUAUUAAGCAGUUACCAUCGAUCAAAUACAUCGUCUGACGAGGUGUGAACACUUAUUCUGGUGGGGCUUCAGCUCUUGCAUAAAAUCUCUCACCGUUCUUCAGUCAGAACAGUUCCUUGUAGAAACAGGUCCUAGAACUCACUUUAGCACUGAAUGUAUUGGGUGUGGAUGUGAGUGUGAAGGUCAAUGUUCAUCAUUCCACACUCACACUCGAGUUUUCGACAUCAACCAAACUGAACAAAUUUUUUCUAUACAUUCGAUCAAUGAUUUCUUCAACUGUCUUCGAACAGAUCAAUUCUUCUGUAUCAGACAAGAAAUUCCAUCGACAUUGUUCCAUGAAUUGGCCGAGAUACAUUUUCGCUUGAUAAUAAGAAGAACAAUGCAUAAAUUCGUCGACGAUGAACGUAUUGCUUGAAUUCUUUCUCUGUAUAUGUGCGUACUGCAUACAUGGUUCAUAAUAACAUAUUUCCUUCGUCAAUUAUCACACAUAGAGAGAUUGAAAAGGAAAAUAUGUCGGUCAUCGUCUCCUGAGAGAAUCAUUAGUGUACGUUACAUUAUUUUUCUUGACUUCAUGUACAUGUUGAAUCCAAAGAUUUCCACACCUUAGUAAUAACAACUUAGCUUCUUCCACAUCAUGAAAUGGAGUGUUGAAUGGGAUAGGCGAAAAAAAAGUUAAUUGAUAUACUAUCACGAUACAAAUGCAGAUGGUCAGACUUUUGAAAAUCAAGAAUUGUUUUUUUUUCAAAGUAUUUUAUAAGACUUUCCGAGGCAAGUUUAUUGAAUCGUACGAAAAUCUUCAUCAGCGAUUCCACAUUAAACACAUCGACUUCAUUCUAAUUCAAAAUUUGGUGAGAACUAAAUAUUUUUGUAGAAAACGAAACCGUGCGCUAGCUUCUGAAUCAAAGAGAGAUACUCCUUAAGAUUAUGUAAUGAUGGGAUAACAUCUCGAAAGAUUGUUUAUUAUGGUGUAUUUCAGGAUGAACUAGAAAUUGAAGUUGACAACGAAUCGCUUGACACAAGUAUAUCAACGUCAAUUACUUUAGCAUCAAGUAUAUAGAUUAACAAUUCUAAAUAGUUACUUAUUCAUUUCAUUCUAGAAAAACGAAAGUGGCCUAUGGAACAGAUCAUCUUUGAUGUUUAUCUCACCUUGGCUUUCUUCUUUGAGUACUACAUAAGAGUAGCCAUGAAAGGUCUUGUAAAGGUUGAUUUC